UCUGUCGUCACUUCCGUCCGAGCUGACUCUAGCUUGCAUCAUUUCUCGUGUCUCGGCAGCCGGUUGCAGUACAUACGCCAUGGUGCAGCCAGUACCUGAAUCCAUCAACUUUCCUUCUGAGGAGGAGAAGAUCCUGCAAUUUUGGCAAGAAAGGGACUGUUUCCAGGAAUGCCUCAAGCAGUCCAAGAACAGACCCAGGUACACCUUUUAUGAUGGCCCUCCUUUCGCCACCGGUCUGCCGCACUACGGUCACAUUCUAGCUGGUACCAUCAAGGACAUUGUUACUCGCUUUGCCCAUCAGAGUGGCUUCCAUGUGGACCGGCGCUUUGGCUGGGAUUGCCAUGGCCUGCCUGUGGAAUAUGAAAUCGACAAAACCUUGGGGAUCAAAGGACCUGACGAUGUGGCCAAGAUGGGCAUCACUGAGUACAACAGGCAGUGCAGAAACAUUGUUAUGAGAUACUCUCAUGAGUGGGAGACCUCAGUGAAAAGAAUGGGCCGAUGGAUUGACUUCAAGAAUGACUACAAGACUCUUUACCCGUGGUUCAUGGAGACCGUCUGGUGGGUGUUUAAACAGCUGUACGACAAGGGUCUGGUAUAUCAGGGGGUUAAGGUCAUGCCUUACUCCACUGCCUGCAACACCCCCCUCUCCAACUUUGAGUCAAAUCAGAACUACAAGGAUGUCCAAGAUCCCUCUGUGAUUGUCAAUUUCCCUUUGGUUGAGAGUGAGAACAUCUCUUUGAUCGCUUGGACAACCACACCUUGGACCCUGCCCAGUAACCUGGCCCUCUGUGUCAACCCAGAGUUCCUGUAUGUCCAGGUUAAAGAUAAUACCACAGAUAAGACUUACAUUAUGAUGGAAGCCAGGCUGGGAGCUCUUUUCAAGUCUGAGAGUGAAUAUACCAUUUUGGACAAAUUUCCUGGAAAGGUCCUAAAAGGAAAAAAGUACAAACCACUUUUUCACUACUUCAUUAAGUUUGCAGAGAAAGGAGCAUUCCAGGUACUGACGGAUAACUACGUCAAGGAGGAGGAGGGUACCGGGGUCGUCCACCAGGCCCCUUACUUUGGAGCCGAUGAUUACAGGGUAUGCGCAGAAUACAACAUCAUCCAGAGAGACCAAGCUCCGAUCUGCCCUGUGGAUGCCUCCGGUUGCUUCACCUCAGAGGUCACAGAUUUUGCUGGACAGUACGUCAAA
Cyprinodon variegatus (sheepshead minnow) is the source of this 1192-nucleotide messenger RNA. Its product is annotated as isoleucine--tRNA ligase, cytoplasmic-like. The annotation marks the transcript as partial. Gene Ontology annotation, biological process: isoleucyl-tRNA aminoacylation. NCBI's taxonomy places the organism in Eukaryota, Metazoa, Chordata, Actinopteri, Cyprinodontiformes, Cyprinodontidae. The transcript has 11 exons. The record is from RefSeq and is a predicted model, not a curated record. Gene Ontology annotation, molecular function: isoleucine-tRNA ligase activity; aminoacyl-tRNA deacylase activity; ATP binding.